Ctenopharyngodon idella (grass carp) is the source of this 4533-nucleotide messenger RNA. RefSeq names its product nucleus accumbens associated 1, BEN and BTB (POZ) domain containing b (gene nacc1b). The transcript is spliced from 6 exons. The record is from RefSeq and is a predicted model, not a curated record. The coding region runs from base 77 to 1864 and encodes 595 amino acids. Gene Ontology annotation, molecular function: protein binding; RNA polymerase II cis-regulatory region sequence-specific DNA binding; DNA-binding transcription factor activity, RNA polymerase II-specific. Gene Ontology annotation, biological process: regulation of transcription by RNA polymerase II. NCBI's taxonomy places the organism in Eukaryota, Metazoa, Chordata, Actinopteri, Cypriniformes, Xenocyprididae.
CUCUAACCGGGGUGACAAAAUGAUGCACCCCUCGAUUAUUCUGCGCUCGGGUGUCUUGCCUGUACAUUCACGAUGAAUGGCUGCCCGUAGAGAGAAAGAGUCUGACUCCUCCAUUGAAACACUUUUCAUCAGAUUGCAGUCGAGGGGACUCUGUAGUGCUGGGCUUUACGAUAUGGCUCAGAUGCUGCAGAUGGCGAUUCCCAACUUUGGCAACAAUGUCCUGGAGUGUCUUAAUGAGCAGAGGCUUCAGGGUCUGUACUGUGAUGUGUCAGUGGUGGUGAAGGGUCACACAUUUAAAGCCCACCGGGCAGUGCUGGCUGCCAGCAGCUCCUACUUUCGAGAUUUGUUCAACUCUGGAAGUAAGAGCUCUGUAGUGGAGUUACCACCAGCGGUUCAGCCUCAGAGCUUCCAGCAGAUCCUUUCCUUCUGUUACACCGGUCGACUUAGCAUGAACUUGGGUGAUCAGUUUCUCUUAAUGUACACAGCAGGAUUCCUGCAGAUUCAGCAGAUUAUGGAAAAAGGCACUGAGUUCUUCCUAAAGGUCAGCUCACCAAGUUGUGACUCACAGGGUCUUCACACAGAAGAAACGCCACCCUCAGAACCCCAGAGCCCUGUUACUCAAACUGGGAGCGGCUCCGUAGGAGGGGGUUCUGUCACCACUGCAGCGGCUCGGCCUACUUCCUGUCUCACACCUCUUCCAUUGGUGUCAAGGGUGAAGACAGAGCAGCAACCUCAGGCCCAGCAGCCCCAACAAGAAGCAUCAUCAUAUUCAGUCGUUUGCACUCCAGUUGCAAAGCGUCUUUGGGAAGGAGGUAGUCGUGAAGGAGGUGGAGGAUCAGGAGGAGGUGGAGGAGGAGGAGGUAUGAGGAAAGCAGCCCGUUAUUCACAGGAGGCAGCACGGGGCGUAGGUGGGGCACCACCUCAAAGUGCAGCUUUAUUGGGUGGAAGUGGUACCAUCAAUAGCAACAGCAACAACAAUAACAACAACAGCAGUAGCACACCGGAAGGCACCAGCCCAGGCACCCCCAGCAUGUACACCAGUGACUCACCAAUCUCUUACCACGAUGAUGAUGAAGAAGAGGAAAUCACUGAUGAAACGACAGAAGAACAGUACAGACAGAUCUGUAAUAUGUACACUAUGUACAGCAUGCUGAAUGUAGGGGCAACAGCCAGUGAACGAGUGGAAUCACUACCUGAUCACCUCACAGUUGAAUCAAGGGGAAGAGGAGUUCGAGUGAGGCAAGAUUUGGCCUCUCUUCCCACUGAACUCAUUGCACAGAUCGGAAACCGCUGUCAUCCUAAACUCUAUGAAGAAGGUGACCCUGCUGAGAAACUGGAGCUAGUAACAGGCACCAGUGUUUUUAUUUCACGUGCUCAGCUGAUGAACUGCCACGUUAGUGCCGGGACACGCCACAAAGUGUUGCUCAGGCGGCUCCUUGCUGCCUUUUUUGACCGAAGCACUCUUGCGAAUAGCUGUGGAACAGGUAUCCGGUCCUCCACAAAUGACCCCAACCGCAAGCCACUCGACAGUCGGGUUCUCCAUGCUGUUAAGUUUUACUGCCAGAACUUUGCUCCUAGUUUCAAAGAGAGCGAAAUGAACGCGAUUGCUGCAGACAUGUGCACUAAUGCACGGCGCGUGGUACGCAAGAGCUGGAUUCCGAAACUGAAGCUUCUGAUGGCAGAAAGCGAUGCUUAUGCCAACUUCCUUCCGGACCCUGCCAAAAUGGAGUCUGAUGGCUUGGGAGUGGAGCAUGCUUUUGAAACCGGAUCCCUGGAAGGUGGUACAGCCUCUGAUUCUGGCCAGUCAUCUACAGAUGCCCUGCAAGGUGUGAGCGGGGAUGGUAGCAGCCUGUUUUACCCCUGAACAGAAGAAAAUGUACACAGCGGUUUUAAAUGUUUCUGAACUGCCAAAUAUAAGGAAAUGUUAUAGCAUUUAUUCCGAACUAAAAUGAAUUGUUUCAGUUGAUUUUUACCAAUGUGAUGAUCAAAACAAUCAAUACUUAAUGUGACACUUUAUUAACAAAUGGCCAAUGUGGGGAUUUGCGAACAGCUAUCAUGAUCUAAGAAUUUGACACUUUGUGAUUUUUAUAUGACACUUUACUUGAUUAUUAAAAUCCCUUUACUCAUGUUUUUUUUUUUUUUUUUUUCUUCUUCUUCUUUGGGACAGAAUGAAUUUAAAAAUUGUAAAAUGUGUUAAAUGGAGCUGAGAAUGCUACACUCUUAUCAUUUGCUGAAGAUAUUAUUAAAUGAAGUUGUGUGGAUUUUGCAAGAGAGAGGGAGCUUUUUUCUAAAUCUGAAAAAGCACCUUUUGGUGAGUGUUCAUAGGGGUCUUCAAUGAGGGUCUGUUUUUAUUUUGUAGUGUUGACUACAAAAUAAAAAGCUAAAGAUGUUCUGCUAAAAUUGUAUUCGUCCUCCCACAUUAAAUUACAUAAAAUGAAUUAUAUUUUAUUUUUAAUACAAGAAUUAAUAGUUAUUUCUUAUUUUAAUGGCUUUGCAAUGUAAGCGUCAUAUGUAAAUACAUUAAUAUGGUAAUAUAUGCAUGGCCAGGCUUAAAGUGCAACACUCAAUUUUAUACAAUAUGUAAAAGGAGAUCCAUUCUCCAUCUCUAUAAACAGCAAGGGGUCCUUGGCUUGAAAAUUAGUUGAAGACCCCUGCCUUAGCACCUUCAGCUCCCUCUCUCUGCCUCCGAUUCAAUUGAGCAAUGGGGAGUUCAACUUUUUAUGUUUUCUAUCAAAUAAAAAAAUUCUGUUAGAUUUCUUAAAUUCUGAGUCUUAGGGCCGGUUCACACAGAACACAUUUUUGCGUUCAACUUAAAUGUUUCCUAAACAUCUAGGUGGACGUCUUUGAUGAUUGUGCCACAUCUGGCUGGUGCAAGAGGUUUGAAAAAAGAUGAUUUUUGACUUUUAAGGCAAGAUACCACAGGUGAAUAGAGUAAAAAAAAAAAAAAAAAAAAAAAAAAAAUCAUACUUUCCCAGAUGAUUAAUCAUAGUUGUUUUGUAAUGUUAUGUUUAAAUAUGUAAAUGAGGCAUUAUCUAAUUAAAUAUGCACUAAUUUGCUUAAAUUUCCAGAUCAGAAAUCUGAACAUUGGAUAAAGCCAAGUUUAAAUUUUAAUUUUUGUUGACAUAUAAGAGUAAAGGUUUUGGAUGUCUCUUUUGAUCACUUCAUAAAUCAGAAAAUACUGUCAAUUUCACCAUGUUUUUAGGAAUAAAAACUUCAAAACACAGAUGGGAAUAAAGCCGGUGUAUUUAAGUGUUACUGAAGUGUAUUAAGAUACUGUGCCUGAGGGGAAAAAAACAUUUUGAGAAAACAGCCCUUACAGAUAUGUAUUGUAAUUGAAAUCUACACACACAACUAGAUAAAGUGUAAUAAAAUAAACACUUAAAUGUGUAUUUUGGAUGUUUUCUUUUCACUAGUCCGAAAGAGGUUAUGGAAGCCCAAAACCUCAAAAUUGACCAGUUUUCCCUGUAGUUUCUUAACUUAAAAACGCGUCUCAAUGCAUUUUUAUGUGUAAGAACGUGUUCUGUGUGAAUGACUUAUGCUAUACAGUAUGUAUGUGUAUAUAAGCUCACUCAACCUCACAGUUAUGUGGAGAAAGAAGAGGCAUGUACACAGGAAAAACAAUGAAAGAUGCAAUCAAAAAGCCUCGGAUGAAGACAUACCUCUCCUAAACUGCUAUAUUGUACAUUUUAUCCUUUUAAUAAGAUGUCUAUCAACCUUUAAAUCUUGUUUCACCUUUCCAGCAUUCUCUCCCACAGUAUAAACAUGUUUCUCCACGUACAUUUACUUCACCCUUCUGUGCGCUUCUGCGCUGCCGGCAACCUCAAAGACUUUUUACAGAUUUCAAACAUAUAUUGCUCUUUGUACGUCCCUGCCCACCAGAGACCAAUACAUGUGCGCGCACACGAGCAGGUGUGUGGAUCUACCUCCUGACACCUUCAGCCAUACCUCCCUGGCCCCUGAAACAGGUCAUGUGAUGCAGGAGACCCCUGGAGGUGCUGCUGUUCAGAUUUCUCUGAACGCUGUUACAGGAACUAGAUGUAAAUGGGGGUAAUUUUUAAUAUGGAAUGUGGUAGAUUCAUACCUCACCAGGGGCCGGGAGAUCCGUCAGCAUGGCUCUGGAGAGCAUGUCUCUGGUUUGGCUGCAGGGAUCCAGCAGCUAUUUUAUUUUCCAGUAUAGAUCUAUGAAUAUAAAUAUAUAAAUACAAAUCUCUAUAUACUGUACAUUAUACAUAGAAACACUAAUGAAGUUUGAUUGUUAGUUGUGCACUCACAGCAUGAGAUGUUAUUCCCCAGAAACCGCUUUUUGGAAACAAAUGCAGUAGCGUCUGCUGAUGUCAAAAUACCCUUCACCCCACCCUGAGUACAUGCCAGUGUUUCCUCUGUGUUCCAAGUGCCAAUAACUUUGUGAAUUCCUUUACUGUGACCCAACGAAAAAGAAUAUUGCACAUUAACUACUGUAAAAAAAAAAAAAAAAAAAAAGAUGGAGAAAAGAAGAAAAAACAUCUUAAUAAAAAAGGUUUGUAACAAAGAAAA